AUGGCACGUAGAAACCGAAGACAGAGGGCAAAUGGGAGGCAAAGAAAAUUGAAAACUUAUGAAUCGGAACCAGAACUCGGAAGCGAUGAUGAAUCAGAGCUAUCUCGUGAAGAUUCCCUGGAUACUCAUAAGAAUCGUAGCAAUCCACUUGUGCUGGAAGCACAAGUCCAACCGCUGCAAAACAUGCAUGACCAGAUUGAAAUUAAAGUCGAAAGACCUAUUUUCAAUUCCAAUGCCAAUGAACAACGUCUGACUGUUCAUGCAAAAAGAGGAGAUAGGGCUCUUCACAUAGCUGCUGCCGCCAAGCAAACAGCUUUUGUCCAUAAUCUAGUCGAACACUUGAAUACGAGUGACCUGGAACUGCAGAAUACACAUGGAAAUACAGCUUUCUGUUUUGCAGCUGUAUCAGGGGUCGUAGAAAUUGCCAAGGUCAUGUACGAAAAAAAUAAGAAUUUGCCAACAAUUCGAAGUAGCAUAGGAAAGACUCCACUUGAAAUGGCAAUUUUGCUCAGAAACAGAAAAAUGGUUGAAUAUCUUUACCCAAUUACACCUCUUGAAGAUUUCAACCCCCAUGAAUAUAUCCGGAUUCUUGAAACAGCUACCCACACUGACAUGUAUGCAGAAAUAAGGAACGUUGAGUUUCUGACUUUGCUUAUUCAAUCAUAUCCUGAUCUUAUAUGGAAACUCAACUCAAAUAGAUACUCCAUAUUUCACAUUGCUGUUAUUAACCGACAAGAGAAAGUGCUUAGUCUCAUCCACCACAUAGGAGCUGUUAAGGAUUUAAUUACACUCUAUAAAGAUGAUAAAGGAAACAACAUUUUGCACUUGGCUGGGAAAUUAGCACCUCCAAAUAGACUCAAUAUUGAGGUGGAGAAGAUUGUACCGUAUUCAUUACUCGAUAAGAAAAGCGAUGACCUCAAAACACCAAGGGAGUUAUUUUCAGAGGAGCACAAGAAGUUAAGAAAAGAGGGAGCGGAGUGUAUGAAGGAUGAUGCAAGUUAUUGCAUGGUUGUGGCAACUUUAAUUGCCAUAGUCGCAUUUGCUGCAGUAUUUACCGUACCAGGUGGCAAUAAUGGAACAGGCACUCCAAUAUUCUUAAAGAACAAAUGGUUCACAAUUUUUGUUAUAUCUGAUGCUGUGGCAAUAUUCAGCUCGACAACUUCCAUAAUGAUGUUCUUGUCUAUCUUAACUUCACGCUAUACAGAAGCUGAUUUUCUAUUUUCAUUACCGGCGAAGUUGAUGGUUGGACUACUCUCACUAUUUGCUUCAAUUGUUUGCGUGGUCUUAACAUUUAGUGCAACCUUCUUUUUGAUCUACAACGAGGAAAAGCAGGGUCGAUUGCGAAACCUUGUUGCUGCUCUUGCUUGCCUUCCAAUCACUAUAUAUGUAGUGAUGAAUUGUAGGUCCUGGAUUGCCCUAGUCUACUCGACUUGCAGGACGGCUAUGCUCUUGUUUCAACCUGCAGGAAAAGGAAAAGUAAACACUCAGCUUGGCCCCGAUUUAUAUCGAGCUGCUCUAAGAGGUGAUUGGAAGGCUGCUAAAACUGCUCUGAGUCAGGACAAAAAUAUAGCUUGUAUUGAGAUAACAGAAAGAGGAGAUAGGGCUCUUCACAUAGCUGAUGCCGCCAAGCAAACUGCUUUUGUCCACAAUCUAGUCGAAUACUUGAAUACAAGUGACCUGGAAUUGCAGAAUACACAUGGAAAUACAGCUUUCUGUUUUGCAGCUGUAUCAGGGGCUGUAGAAAUUGCCAAGGUCAUGAUUGCAGACACAAAGGAGAAACCAUAUCUUUAUGCAACACGUGAUGUGCAAUGCUAA
This is a messenger RNA of Fraxinus pennsylvanica, 1815 nucleotides long. NCBI's taxonomy places the organism in Eukaryota, Viridiplantae, Streptophyta, Magnoliopsida, Lamiales, Oleaceae. The record is from the annotation of a GenBank genome assembly.